AUCAAAACCGAGAAGCACAUGUUAAAGGAAAACAUAACCAGAGAAGAAGCCAGCUGACGAGCUGUGAAACAACAUGAAGAAGUGUGAGAUUUGUUCGGCGAAUGUAGCCAAGUAUAAGUGUCCUGGCUGUCUGGCCCAGACUUGCUCUCUUCCUUGUGUCAAACGACACAAAGCAGACAUGGGCUGUAAUGGGCAACGCAAGAAAACAAAUUUUGUCACCAAGAAAGAUUAUACAGACGGAAAUCUCCUAAACGACUAUAGAUUCUUGGAGGAGACAAACAGAAAAGUUGACAGUACACAAAGAGAUCGUCUUAAACAGCGAAGUAACAAACCAAACUUUCUGAUCAAAUUAGUAAAAGAAGCCAGAAAAAGGGGGAUAAAUCUGAAGAUCAUGCCUUAUCCAAUGGCAAAAAGGAAACACAACAUGACCAUGUACCAACACAAGUUACAGACCAUAUUUUGGAAUGUUCAGUGGCUGUUUCCACAAUCUAAAGCCAAAUUUACAUCUAAAAGAUUGUCUGAGCAUCUUACCCUGGAGGAGCUGCUGAAGGUGUUUGUACACCCCACGGAAUCCGACCCCGUCAAACGACAUGCCCUCAAGGUUUACGGCCAGAAGGGGCUGCAGAACUGUCGACUGUUCAUGAAAGUCGAAGAGAGACCCGCCAAUGAUGUUAGGUUCCAUGAGCUGUGCCUGAAGAAAAGUUUGCAGAAGAAUCUGGUGGGGAAGUGCAUAGUGGAGUAUCCAACAAUUCAUGUGGUUCUGGAGGACCACUGUCAACACUACAGUGUCCUAGAUACAGUCACAGAUUCCGAUUUUGAUGAUACAUCUUGUUCUAUGGAGGAAGUGACUAGUUCACCACUAUCAGACAAAUGUCAAGUUGUGAUAAGGGACGAGUCGAAUACGCCCACAGACUGCGUGGUAGCAGAGCAUGCACCAACACAGACCAGCGCACUUUGUGAUGUAGGCGAACCAGUGUUAAGUACACCUCCCACUCUGAUGAUGUCUGCAGAUUCAAGCAUGACCCACAAGACCACAGAGUUUCCUUCAGAUAGCUGUGGUACUGUGAUAGAUAACGGAGAGCAGCGAUGUGGUGAGGACGAUACAUCAGAUGAGACUGUAGACGGGCAUCAAUCUAGUGUUUCGCUAACACACAGUGCACAAUGUAAUGUCACAGUAAUUACAAAUUAAACAUGGCUUUCAAUUCA
Molecule: messenger RNA, 1206 nt
Organism: Mizuhopecten yessoensis (Yesso scallop)
Lineage: Eukaryota; Metazoa; Mollusca; Bivalvia; Pectinida; Pectinidae
Product: box C/D snoRNA protein 1-like
Exons: 8
Coding region: 74-1189 (371 amino acids)
Biological process (GO): box C/D snoRNP assembly; snoRNA localization; maturation of LSU-rRNA from tricistronic rRNA transcript (SSU-rRNA, 5.8S rRNA, LSU-rRNA)
Cellular component (GO): pre-snoRNP complex; nucleus
Source: RefSeq, a predicted model, not a curated record